Messenger RNA from Ziziphus jujuba (common jujube), 1071 nucleotides. RefSeq names its product putative disease resistance RPP13-like protein 1. The record is from RefSeq and is a predicted model, not a curated record. NCBI's taxonomy places the organism in Eukaryota, Viridiplantae, Streptophyta, Magnoliopsida, Rosales, Rhamnaceae. The transcript is spliced from 3 exons. The coding region runs from base 1 to 1071 and encodes 356 amino acids. Gene Ontology annotation, biological process: defense response to other organism. Gene Ontology annotation, molecular function: ADP binding.
AUGGCUGUUGCAUUGGUGGGUGGAGCUCUUCUUUCUGCUACCCUUCGGGUGGUGUUCGAUAGGCUGGCUCGUCGUGAGGUGGUGGACUACCUGCGGGGAAAGAAAAUCAGUGAUCAGCUCAUCAACAAUUUGAAGACUCCUAUCAGCUAUGAUCUGUUGGAUGAGAUUGAAACUCAUGCUCUGCAGUGUAACUUAAAAGCUGAAUCAACAAAAUCGUCCAAAGCAAAUAUGAAGAAGAAGCUGGAGGAGAUUCUUAAAAGGUUAAAAUUUCUUGAAGAACGACUAUAUGUGCUUGGUCUUAUAAAGGGUGUUGACGAAAAACCAUCACCAAGACCACCAACCACAUCUUUGAUAGAAGAAUCUGAGGUCUAUGAUAGAGAUGUUGAUAUGGAGGCCAUAAUCAAGUUGUUGCUUACAGAUGAUCAUGAAGGUAGGAAUAAGGUCUCUGUGAUUCCAAUUGUAGGCAUGGGUGGCAUUGGCAAAACGACCCUCGCUCAAUCAGUGUAUAACGAUCACACAGUUGAGAAGCACUUUAACAUCAAAUCAUGGGUUUAUGUUUCUGAAGAGUUUGAUAUUUGCAGGGUAACAAAAACAGUUCUCUGUGCUGUAACUAAGUCUCACUCUCAUUGUUAUGAUGAAACCAACUUGGAUUUGCUUCAAACUAGGUUGAAAGAGGGGCUAACCGGAAAAAAAUUCUUAAUUGUUUUAGAUGAUGUGUGGAAUGAGGAUUAUACUGAUUGGAAGAAAAUGAGUUCACCAUUUAAUUAUGGGGCUCAAGGAAGUAAGAUUAUUGUCACAACACGCAACAAAAAAGUUGCAGACAUCACGGGUACUAUUCCAGCUCAUUAUCAUCUUGCGCACUUGAAAGAUGAAGAUUGCUGGAAACUGUUUGAAAAGCAUGCGUUUGACAAAAUUAGAGAUUCUGGUAUAUGUCAAGUCCUGGAAAAAAUUGGUAGAGGAAUUGUCAAGAAAUGCAAUGGCUUGCCCUUAGCUGCAAAAUCACUUGGAGGCCUCUUAUGCUCCAAAGAAGAUAUCAAUGAGUGGAAAAGAGUAUUAAAGAGUGAGAUUUAG